AUGAACAGAAUUAUCGACAACAUGGGAAAUGAGAAGUUCUAUCCAACAAUUCGAAGCCUUGAGAACAUGUUUGGUGGGGUGUGCGAUUGGAUUUAUUGGUUGGUUUUCAAUUCGCUGCUUAGAGGGCAGCUAAGCUUGGCGGCUACGGCCUUAGUGGAGCUGCUGCUAGCCACUGUACAUGUCGUAUCCACAGUUGAUGAGUCGGCGAAUUUGAACACAAUUCUACAACAAAUGUAG
Angiostrongylus costaricensis is the source of this 237-nucleotide messenger RNA. The record is from the annotation of a GenBank genome assembly. Lineage: Eukaryota; Metazoa; Nematoda; Chromadorea; Rhabditida; Metastrongylidae.